Centrocercus urophasianus (Greater sage-grouse) is the source of this 5886-nucleotide messenger RNA. RefSeq names its product growth differentiation factor 7 (gene GDF7). Gene Ontology annotation, molecular function: growth factor activity; cytokine activity. Gene Ontology annotation, cellular component: extracellular region. Gene Ontology annotation, biological process: SMAD protein signal transduction; BMP signaling pathway. The record is from RefSeq and is a predicted model, not a curated record. NCBI's taxonomy places the organism in Eukaryota, Metazoa, Chordata, Aves, Galliformes, Phasianidae.
AUGCGCCUCCGCGCCGCCGCCGCCGCCCUCUGCCUCUGCCUGCUGGGCGCCUGCCGCCUCCGCCGCGGGCCGCAGGCCGCCGCCGCUCCCCAGCGACCCCCGGCAGCCGCGCCUUCCUCCUCCUCCGCCUCCUCCUCCUCCUCCUCCUCCGCCGCCGCCGCCGCCUCCCCCUUCUCCUCCCCGCCGCGGAGGGACGGGGCGCUCCGUAACGGCACGGUGGUGCCGCACCGCUACAUGGUGACCCUCUAUCAGCGCCUGGCCGCCCGACGAGGCGCUGCCGCCCGCCCCGUCGGCACCGUCACCGGCUUCGUGGAGCGGCUGCGGGGCGAUGCCUCCCCUUCCGCCCCCGAGCAGCGCUACCUCUUUGACAUCUCCAGCCUGCCCGAGGCAGAGGAGGUGACGGGCGCAGAGCUGCGGGUCCUACGCUCCCUCCCUGCAAACCGCAGCCUGGCCCUGUCCCCCGAAGGCACCUUCCACCACCUGCUCCUCUCCACCUGCUCCGGUCGGGCCGACGAAGAGCCCAGGCUGCUGGACUCCAGAGCAGCCGAUGUUGUGGAUGCAGGCUCCAAAUGGGAGGUGUUUGACGUCUGGGAAGCGCUUCGAGACCGCAGGGAGAGGCCCCCAAAGGGCAAACUGCUGUGCUUCGUGCUGAGGGUGGUGUCGGAUCGCUCGGGCCGCCUCCUGCCCCCUCGGCAGCUGGGAUUCGGCAAACCCCAUCCGCAGCCCCUCGAGCGAGCGCUGCUCGUGGCCUUCUCCCGCACCCAGAGGAAGGAGAACCUCUUCAAGGAGAUCCGGGAGAGGAUGAAGGUGCUGGGCGGCCCUCCCUUGCUGGAGCCUCCUGAUCCCGGCCGGGAGGCGUACCCCAAACGGAGGAAGAGGAGGACCACCAUCGCUGCCCGCUCCGGGGGCAAAGGCCAUGGGAAGAAGGCGAAGACGCGCUGCAGCAGGAAGCCCCUACACGUCAACUUCAAGGAGCUGGGCUGGGACGACUGGAUCAUCGCCCCGUUGGAUUACGAGGCGUAUCACUGCGAGGGGGUCUGCGACUUCCCCCUGCGCUCCCACCUGGAGCCCACCAACCACGCCAUCAUCCAGACCCUGAUGAACUCCAUGGAUCCGGAAUCCACCCCCCCCAGCUGCUGCGUGCCCUCCAAGCUCAGCCCCAUCAGCAUCCUCUACAUAGACUCCGGGAACAACGUGGUGUACAAACAGUACGAGGACAUGGUGGUGGAGACGUGCGGCUGCAGGUAGCAAUUUCUGCGGCUCUUCCCCACCCCACCAUGCCCCAUUUUAUAUAUAAAUAUAUAUAUAAUAUAUAUAUAUACGUACACAUUUUGGUGUGUGCCUUUCCAAGAGCCCCCUGUCCCCAUGGGCUGCCCCGAAGGGAUGGGGAAACCCUCUCUGUUCCUUUCUCAAAGUUUUGGGGCUUUCUGCAUCGCCCUCGUGUUGGGGCGGUGGGAGCUUUUCUUUCUGCAUGUAAGGACACCUCUUCAGAGCAUCUGGGGAGAAGCAGAGUCCUGAGCUCCCCAGGGAUGAGCUGCUUUGCUUGGGUUCUUAUUUUUCCAAGUAAUUGCUAUAAAAAGGCCGGGCUCCAAUCCACCUCCCUUUGGCAGCAGCUCCGUUCCUCCCUGCCUGCCCUAAGGGAGCCCGCAUCCUCUGGGCAGAGACAUUUAACUUGCAAAGAGCAGAGCUGAGAGGGCUGCAUAUUGAUAGGAGAUGGGCUUAAAUUGUGCCUUGAACCCCAAGAAGCCUGGUAUCAAUUGUGGGAUGCUGCCAGGUGGCUUUCUUUACUGAGCUGCAGCUUUGUGGCUCUGCUUAGGUCAGGGAUGGGAUAGCUUUGGGUUUGAUGAUUUGGUUUUUGUUGGUGUCCAAGUUGUUGCCUUAUAAAUAUCAGUACUCAGCUAUGGAAGUUUGCUUUUGGGGAGAUCAAUUCCUGCUGGAAAAUGUUUAUUUUUUUUCUAUAGAGCUCCUCAUCCUCAGAGAUGUCUGAACAAAGGGCAGGCAGCCUCCCAGCCCCAGACCACUUCCUUGGGCAGAAGAGAGCACCCAGCUCUCACCCAAGCAGCCCCCGCUGAGACAGUAAGACAUCAGCAGGGCUCCCAUCCUGUGUAUCACUGCAGAGAGGUACUCUGUGGGACAAUCCCAGUGUCUCUCCGUCCUCAUCCCCAGGACUCCAGCAAACCUUAUCCAACAUCCCUAACAGCUGUUGUACCACACCCUUAGCACAAGCAUCAAUCAGAGUGGGGGGAUGCUGGCCCUGCACUGUUCCCAAGCCCAUCAAGCUUCCACAUACCUGGCUCUUCAAUCAGUGAUGGUCUCCAGGUAGCUUUCCUCACUGCUGAAACAUGUUUUCCUUUUUUUUUUUUUUCUCCUUUCCUCCAAAUAUUUGCUGUAGAGGUUUGUGGGCAGUUCAGUAUUUAUAUACACAUACAGUUCCUGACAGCCCCACAAGUGGCCCCAGGCCCCUUCUUGCAGGACACAGAACCAUGUCCACAUUUGUGCCCCAGAGAGCAAAAUUCUGGCUCGGUCACCGCAGGUUUGCAGCCUGGAUCAACUGCAGUAAGGGAAAAUGGGGAGGUCUGGGGAGAGCACCAGAGGCUGCAGCUGGCGGCAGUGCUGUCUGUGGAUUUGCCCAUUUGGGAAUUAAUUGCCACUCUCCCCAUAGGGCACCUCUGUUUUUUGGCAGAGAGCUCUUCUUUGGGCAGCCUGAUGUGGGUGGCAGUCCUGCCCAUGGCAGGAAGUUGGAAAUGAUCUGAAGUCCCCGUCCAACCUAUGCCUUUCUAUGACUCUGUGAUAGGUGAGGUUGGCUCCUGCCAGGGGAUGCUCUCUGGGGUAUCACUGCCAGGACCUAUAAAGGCAUUGAAACCACCCUGUGAAGAGGUAUUCCUGAUCCAUCUCCUCUUGCUUGAGCUGAUUGCUGAGCAGUAUAAAUAGGAGACGAGAGGCUGAAAGCAGACAAAGGUAGAUUCAGUGGACUCGGAACGAUUUGAAUGGAUAAUUGCAGGUUCCCAAUCUGCUGUAUUUAUACAGCCUUUCCAGGAAAAAAAGAGAGGGGAAAAAAAAAAAAAAAAAGAGAAAACAGAAACAGUUUCCAUGCAGAGUAUGUUCUCCUGGAGGAUUUGCCUGACCUUCUGCACCGUUUUUAUCUGCAGGAUGUAAUUACAGCAAAGCUAGAAAUAGCAAGCGUCUGGAAAGGGCCGUGUACCUGUGCUUGGUGCUCCCUCCCCUCCUGUGUGGGGCAGCAAUGACUUAGGCACAGGGAAAAGCUGCUGAGAUCCAAAAAGGCUUUGACAGCACUUAGCUGGGACUCAAGGUGCAUGGUCAGGCCAAGGCUGGUGCGUGGAACCUGUGUGUAACACCAGAGCCUGUGCUUCCAGCACCGCUUCACUGCGUCCUGGAGACCACAACCCACUGGGGUCCCGAAGCAGGGGCAGAUGGAGCGGCGAUGUCCUCCUGGGCUGUUUGCUGAUGCUUGGCACACCCGUGAGGAAAAGUCUGGCAACCCCAAGCUGCCUUCUGCUCAGAGCUGAGCGGCAGCCGCUUCUGCGUGCGUUCGCACCAUAUGGAUUUUAGCUCACAUCUUGCUCGUGUGGCUCUCGCUGCUGGGGAGAGCAGGGAAAGGCCAGCAGUGAUUUAUUGGUCACACUCCCUUUGCAAAGCAAGCAGCCACUUCUGCUGCUGGCAGCCUCAGGGCUCUCUCCCACAAACCCUGAAGUGUGUGUUUAGUGGUGGUCACCCUGCCAGCUCCCCCAGAACCGCAGGCACGGGGAGCUCUCUGCCCCUCCUGUCCUUAGUGGGUCUCUGCUGAACCACGUUGGUGCAUCUACUAUGUUGUACCAGCCAUAAGCUAGUUUAUCUUUUCCAUGACAAAACCAGCUGCAGUCAGCCUCUGAAGCUCCUUGUUCCUUUAGUGCCUUGCUGCAUACAUGAGAAUGCACAGCACUCUCUGGUAUUCAUACUGUAUCAGCAGUUGUCCUGGAUGUUCAAUAAAUUAUCAAAAUCUGGAACUCCUGCUGGUGGAGGAGGACCAACAAAGAGCCUAUCCUUCAUCUCUGAGGAUGUUUUACAGCCUCAGGAUAUUUAGGUUGUGCUGCUGCUCUCCCUUCUGCUGGCACCACUAUUAGAGCAGUCCUGAAUUUGCUGUGCUGUAAGGAGCCUGGGGGAAGGCAUGGGCAGGGUGAUGUACUCGUGUUCAGCUUCUGGCUGAGGUUGCCCAGAGAGGUGGUGGAUGCCCCAUCCCUGGAGACACUCAAGGUCAGGCUGGACAGGGCUCUGAGCACCUGAUCAAGCUGUAGGUGUCUCUGUUCAUUGCAGGGGAGUUGGACUAGAUGGCCUUGAGGGUUCAUUCUGACUCAAAUAAGGAGCACUGAGAUUUGUGGUGGCUGGGAAAUGGAGAACGAGUGAGGAGAGGAAUCAUAUCAUAUUGUAGAAUGGCUUAGGUUGAGGGACAACUUAAAGCCCAUCCAGUUACACUGAUGUGGGCUGAUUGUGCCCCACCAGAUCAGGCCGCCCAGGGCCCCAUCCAACCUGAUCUUGAACACCUCCAGAGAGCAUUCAUAGCUUCUCUGGGCAGCCUGUUUCUGAAGGCUGAGGCCUACCAGCAUGAGUUGCAGACAUGGAGCCACCAGGCUAUGGGUCUGGCUGGGCUCAUGGUGGAGAGAGUAGAGUUCCUGCUCACACAUUCAAAUGUUUUCCCAAUAGCAGAUGGAAGCAUUUGGGUCUUCUCACUGCUAUGCUGUGUUAUGAACCUCCACUGAGGUUCUCCAUUAGCAGAGCAAUAAUGGAAAUAUGGAGCUGGUUAGGGCCUGGCCACUCUGGGUGCUGUGGAAUUGGCUUUGAUCUUGGCUAUGGGGAGAGAUGGCUGUGUUCUCUGUAGUGCUGUUCCACAUAGAAACUUUUCUGCUCCCACAGCCCUACCUUGAAGAAUCAUUAUGGUUGGAAAAGAUCUUUAAGAUCAACUAGUCCAACUGUUCACCUACCAUCAAUAUUGCCCAAUAACCACAUCCCUGAGAAGAGAGAGGAGGGGAGCAGGAGGAAAAGACCAAGAGCCCCAGCUGAGGGCUGAGAACUCACACUGGCUGGGCUGGGAGCUGUGAGGUGUUAGAGAACUUCCAUGGGGCAAGAGAAGGGAUGGCACCAGGCUCUGGUCAUUGAGGAGGCGCUGAAGAGACGUGGUCCAGUUGGCUGUGAUCAACUGAGAGUGGGGCACCUUCUUUGGGCAGGGAAAGGUGAUCAUGCAGGUUUAAUUCACCCCAUGUGCUGUGAGUAGGUUAACCUGUAGGAUUAAAUAGUGCAUAAAAGAAAGAUCUGAGCAUCUGAAGUGCCGUACCUUUGUAAAUCAAGCUCUUGGCCCUGUGGUUUGGGGGCUGACUCCAAAGGCCUUUCAGUGCAUGGAAGAGCUGCUCUGUUUGUGGUGCUCCCCAGCUUAGAUGCAGCCUGGGGCAAUGUCAGUCCUUGUUUAUCCAGUCUGCUAAACUAGCACCUAUCCUACCCUUGCCUGUUCUUUUUCUGAAGUGAAGACUAUCUGGAGCUCUUUUUAUGACAAAAUGAGCCUCUCUGCUGGUCAGUCAUGGUUUUAUUUAUGUCUUAUUUUCUUUGGUUAGAAAGGAAAAUAUCAGUAAAAUGAAAAAGGACUCAAGUUUCCAAUAGCUAUAUCUGUAGUAGUUAAUUUUUUUGAAGCAAUACUUGUAUCCCUGUGUGUGCCUCUAACCUUUCCAUGUAUUUGUUCAGCUUUGUCAGGUCUGAGUGUGAAAUAUCUCUGAGAAGAUAGCUCUGUAAGUGAUGGUGUAAAUGCAUUGUUUGUAUGUAUUCUAAAGUUUAAAUGGAUUGUACAUAUUGGAUUGUAAAUGAACUGUAAACAGCAAUCUAUAUUUUCUUGAAUAUAUUAUA